Messenger RNA from Verticillium dahliae VdLs.17, 681 nucleotides. RefSeq lists its product as uncharacterized. The coding region runs from base 1 to 681 and encodes 226 amino acids. NCBI's taxonomy places the organism in Eukaryota, Fungi, Ascomycota, Sordariomycetes, Glomerellales, Plectosphaerellaceae. The transcript has a single exon. The record is from RefSeq and is a predicted model, not a curated record.
AUGGUCGUUUCCGAGCUGGCAAUCCUCCCCCUCACAGCGAAGAACGAGCUCAGCUCUGAGUUUUUGGCCCUGCUGGAAAGGUUCCAGGCCACCCGAGACGCAUGGGUGUUGAAGGACGACCCCUCUCUACCUGCAGACCGUACGGCACGUGGCACGUCCAUGUACCGCCAGCUCGAGGACCCGACGGUUCUCCUGCUCACAGCGCAGUGGGAGUCCCCCGAGGCUCACAGCAGGUGGAUUGCCUCGGCUGAGAACGCGUCCGUAAUGGCUGAUCUCAGCCCCCAUCUUGAUACGCAGGGCGAGAGGGCUGUCGUCUUCUUCCACCUCGAGGGCCCCGUUUUCACGAGUCUGAGGCCGGACGAGAGAUCGCUCCUCGAGGCGCCGGUCAUGAGCGUCGGGCGAUUUAGCGUCGGGAACGAGAAGAGAGACGAGUUCCAACGGACAUUUGACGAAACGAAGGAUGUCGUCGAAGACGUCGCACGUCCGUAUCCUCUGCGAGGUGCGUGGCGGAUCGAGAAGGAUGAGAGAGAGGCGGGGCGGGAUGAGUUUGUCAUGUACUGCGGGUGGGCGUCGGUGGAUGAGCACAUGUCCUCUGGGCAGCACCCACGGUACGCCGCGUUCCAGGCUUUGCAGAAGCUCGUUUCGUCGGCGGACAUUCGGCACUACCAGAGGAUCAUCUAA